Homarus americanus (American lobster) is the source of this 1461-nucleotide messenger RNA. RefSeq names its product C-type lectin domain family 3 member A-like. The record is from RefSeq and is a predicted model, not a curated record. Lineage: Eukaryota; Metazoa; Arthropoda; Malacostraca; Decapoda; Nephropidae. The transcript is spliced from 5 exons. The coding region runs from base 597 to 1286 and encodes 229 amino acids.
CACACACUCCACGGCCCUCAGUCAGGUCAUCACUCAACACACACCACGGCUCUCAGUAAGGUCAUCACACUAACACGCCACACGGCCCUCAGUCAGGUCAUCACUCAACACACACCACGGCCCUCAGUCAGGUCAUCACUCAACACACACCACGGCCCUAAGUCAGGUCAUCACCCAAUACACAUCCACUUAAGAAAGACUAGAAUAAACAGGAAGGCUUCAGAUCUCCAAAAUAUUUUAUACAUACUUAUUGUAUUUUGGAGAAAAAAUCAUAUGGCAAAAAAAUAAAAAUUACAGAUGUCUUGGAAAAAUAUGCUUUGUAAAGGAGAUAUUAGACGGCAAAAAUUCUUUACUGACAUGAGGAGGCACCAGUGUUAGUAAAUAAUGAACUUAAUGAUUCAUGCCACAAGAAACACGAACUAGUUAUCACGAUAUGCUUCUCUUGAAGACACUUCGUAUUGAUUCUGAGUAUCGGAAUCUGAGCUACCAACUUCUUGUUGUAAGGGUGUCAGUCUGUCCCUCGCACCAAAAGCGUCUGGACACCUGCCAGCAGCAGCAGUCUCCCAAGAGCCCCAAAGAGUGUUCUUGUGGUCGUCAUGAUCACUUUCUCUGCAGACAGGAUGACUUCCUUCUUCGUCAUCUUGCUGAUACGGAGUCUCUGGAAUCCUGCAGGAGCCUUGUUGUUAGGUCGUGUCAAAAAUGACUCUUGUCCAACUUCGGGAUACGUGACCAAGACGCUCACUGUCAGUGACAAGCUGAUGUGUGCUGCAGCGUGUACAGCUGCUUGGACGUGUCAGGGCUGCUGUUACAGUGCCGUUGACCGACAGUGUCUCCUGUCCAACACUGUCAAGACCACCGUCCUCACAAACCUAGUCUCUGCCCCCGGCUACACCAUGUACUGGACAGACUACGGGGAAGGCUUUCAGCGUAUUGGCAGGAAAGCCUAUCGCCUCGUCACCAGUCACCUCUCCCACCACAAGGCCAGGCUGAACUGUGCCAACAUGGGCGCCUCGCUUGCUCUGCCUAGGAACAAGGAUGAGAUAGACGCCGUGAGAAGACUUUACAGCUCUGCAUCAGUCUGGAUCAUGGUCAGUGACGCUACCGUGGAGAACACCUGGGAGAACACUGACACAGGUGAGGAUCUCUCUUUCUUCAACUUCGCUUCGCGUCAACCCAACGGAGGCACCGCAGAGAAUUGUGUAUAUAUAAAAUUGAUUAAUGGACUGUGGCACGACUACAAUUGUGGAUAUGGACUUUGGUUCGUGUGCGAGGUGCCCGCCCCUUAGUAAUGUGGUGGACUCCCUAACACUGACUGCCUCCAUCUGUGUUCCUACUGUAUGUGACUCAGUGUAUCUGUUUCUCUUAGAACUGAUACUCAUUUGUCUCAGCAAGGCCAAGUGUGUCUCACAAAGAGUGUAUAUAAGGAACACCUGCGUCUAGAAUAAAGAACACACAAAAUAA